UCGAGCCCCGAAGCAUCUGCCUUCUUCUCUUCCCCCUCGUGUGCGGGUGCGGCGGCGCCACCGUACUCAUCGCUUCUCCCGUACCCGCGGCUCCGCUCCAUCCAUCGAUCCGCAUCCACUCCCGUCCAUGGCAACCGCUGCCGCCGCCGCCGCCGCCUUCUGUGGCUUGGAGGAGGUCCUGGUCGACGGAUACGGCUGCAUCGGCGACGAACGCAACCACACCACCGUCGGUGGCUGGACGAGGAACAUGGACGUAAUCGUGGCGUCCUUCUGGAGCGAGCGCCCGCCGCUCCUCUCCCGCCUCUACGUAUAUGCCCCCGAUCUGGAUCCCAGCGCCUUCUCGGAGCUUCCCCGCAUCCUAUGCGUGGUGGAAGGGCUGAUCCUCUUCCGCGUCGCCAUCCGCUGCCGCCAGCCCGGCUGCGUCCUCAUGGAGGAGUGCGACUACUUCGUCUACCGUGUCGAUAGCGCGUCGCUCGAACUGAUCCGCAACCCCAGCCCCGUCGCCUUCCGUGACGAGGAUGUCGGCCUCCUACCUUGGGGUAACGGCGGCUACACCGUCGCCGCGCUGGUGCCCACGCUCAACUCGGCGCCCACAACCGACCCCAAUGUGUUCAUGCUUCACUUGUUUCACUCAGCGACCCGGAGAUGGACAAACCGAUAGGUGUCUCUGGAGGCGCCUCAGACCGAAUUUCCAGUGGAGAUCACAAGGGAUGGGGAUGCUUGUCGGUUCUUGCAUCAUUCAACAUGCACCGUGAUCACACUUGGGGGUGAAAAGGGGGCCAUGGGCUGGGUCGAUCUCUGGAGGGGUAUCCUUCUCUGCGAUGUUCUCAUUCCAGAGCCUGAGCUCCGAGGCGUGCCUUUGCCGUUGCCGAGGGCAAUGUAUCUACCCAAUGGUGAGACUACGAUUGAUUUUCGAUGUCCAAAGCUGUACCGGGGCAUUGCUUUCAUCAAGGAAAAGCGCUGCCUCAGGUUUGUUGAUUUAGAUAUCAUUUACGAACGCCUUCCGGAUAAGGACAAGAAAAGUUGGUAUCCCAGUUUCAGAUUUGAUGGAUGGACAGUCACCGCAUGGAACAACUGCAACCUAACCAAUUCCUUUGAGGACUGGAAGAUGGAUUGCCUGCCAGUCCACGGAGACAUCAUCAGCUUUGAUCAACAGAUGCGAAGGCGACUGCUGAAGUACCAACUGCUGCGGCCGAAGUCACACCAGGACAAGGAUAACAGUGUGGCUGCCGACCCAAGGCGAAACUUGGAGAACCUCUUGGUUUUUCUACCCACUCCCAGCAAUUCAGAUGCUGUCUUCUUGUUUGCCAAGGCUGAAUUCCGACAUCCUGAGACGUACGUUUUUGCUAUUGACAUGAGAAGUAAACAUCUGCUAGAUGUGACUGAGUUCGGAGUUGAAAUGAAAAUUUGUGAUAAUUUUAUCUGUCACCAUGGUAGUGUCUCCAAGGACAAGACGUGUCCAGCAGCUUCUUCAAGGGCCACGGAUUUCAGAGGUGAUGAUGCUGGGAGGUCUGCCAGUGGCUUUGGUCAGACUGGUUACAACUCCCAACAGGGAAUCAAAGGUACAAUUUCUGUUCACGAUAGACUUGGUGGUGAAAGUUUCGAAGGUAGGAGCGACGAGCAGAAAGACAGAGAAGCAUGGUCUUCGAGAGCCAGGAUUUUUGGCACAUGUAGGUGGUGUGGUCAAGAUGGUCAUCAUCAGGCAACCUGCACUAAUGAUCCCCUCUGCUUCAGUUGCAAAAAAUCUGGCCAUAUUGCUGCUCAGUGUCCACAACUCCUGGGUUGCAAGAUGAGGAUGUUUGGUUUUGGCUUUCCAGGACAGGGAUUUCAUAGCUUACAGUUACCUGGGCCGCAAACCUCUCAAACUGAUGAGAAUCUGGGGAGUAUUCAGAUUGUCAGUGGAAAAGCAUCUGCUGCUUGGGUUGAGGAGGAAUUAAAACACUUGAUUGAUAGCUCCUGGGACUGGAAGGUUCGACAGAUCUCUGAUCUUGAGUAUUUGGUGGUCUUCCCCAACAAAGCCAUGCUGGAUACUUUAUCCAAAUUCAAUGGUGUGAAAUUGGCUAUCCACAACAUAUUUGCUAUGGUAUCUAAAUCCAAUCUUGAUGCCUCUGCUUCUUCUAUCCUUUAGACUGGUUGGAUCCAAAUUCAUGGAAUACCAAGUCUGGCCAGAAACGAAGACGCAGUUAGGCAGAUUGCUGAACUAGCUGGUGAAGUCGAAGUAAUUGAUGAGCUGUCGUUAAUCAGAGAAGGUCCUGUUAGGGUUAAGAUCAAUGCUAGGGAGGUACACAAAUUGAAUGGUUUUCUGGAGGUUUUCUUUGGCAAGGUUGGCAGGGAACUCAAAUUUGUGUCUGAAGGUGGCAAGGGGAAAGCUACUGAACCACCACCAACUCCUCCUCCAAAAAAAACCUGAUGAAGACUCUGAUGAGGAUGCUGAUGGAUCUGGCAAAGAGAAUGAACUUGAGUGGGAGAGGAUGAGGAGAUUGUAUGAAAAAGAAAAGUCUGACAAGACUCAAGAAAAAAAAACAAAUCUCCGCCCCUGUCAAACAAAAGGUGCUGGGAGACCAAGUUGAGCUGCCUCAAUUAAGGAGGAAAUGAGGGAAAGUACAGCGCUCGCCAAUUACAGAGGAAGCGGUUCAAGUCAGUCAAGACCCUUUUUGGGAUACUCUCCCCUCUCAGGAGCAGGACAAAAACUCUUCUAUACAGCUUGAUGAUAUGCAAGGCGUGGAAUUGGGUGCUGACAACGUCACUACUCCUCAGUUGAAGGUAGUGCAAGGGGCAGAGCUGGAUGCUACUCCUGCUGCGGCCGAGGUCAGCGCAGGACAAGGAUAGCAGUGUAGGGCGAAACUUGGAGAACCUCUUGGUUUUUCUACCCCCUCCCAGCAUGGAUAAUUCAGAUAUUGUCUUCUUGAUUGCCAAGGCUGAAUUCCUGCAUCCUGAGACAUAUGUUUUUGCUAUUGACACGAGAAACAAACAUCUGCAAGAUCUGACUAUGGAAUUGAAAGGGAACUUUGUGAUUUUAUCUGUCACCAUGGUAGUGUCUCCAAGGACAAGCCGUGUCCAGCAACUUCUUCAAGGUAAUUUAUUUACAGCUGUUAUAUCCCAAUUUCAUUAUCAUUAAGAUAGCAGGGCCUCAUAUAGUUCGAUAGAUGUCAGGUGCAAGCAGAUGUAAGCUAGCAGGAAUCACCCAUGAACUAUUGGGAGCUGAUUACUCUGCUGUUUCUUCAUGGUGUAAUGUCUGGUGUCUCAAACUGAGUUAACUUCAUGCAAAUAAAACACUAUGUAAUUCUUUUGAUUGUGCAAUUUGCAUUGCCCUAAAGAAAAGUUCACUUGAA
This is a messenger RNA of Panicum virgatum (switchgrass), 3332 nucleotides long. RefSeq lists its product as uncharacterized. The record is from RefSeq and is a predicted model, not a curated record. The coding region runs from base 782 to 2128 and encodes 448 amino acids. NCBI's taxonomy places the organism in Eukaryota, Viridiplantae, Streptophyta, Magnoliopsida, Poales, Poaceae. Gene Ontology annotation, molecular function: nucleic acid binding; zinc ion binding. The transcript is spliced from 2 exons.